AUGAACUCUCGCGAGCAGUCUGACAUGCCUCCGGCGCCUUCUUAUCCGUCCCCAAACGGUGCGCAGAUGGCCCAGGGCGCCAUGCCGUAUUACAACAACCGCCAGAUGACCACCGACGAAUUGCUGUCUGCUGAACUGUCACGCGAGGCUUCGAACCCCGGCCUAGGAGAAGCAAACAAUGGCGUUCAUCAUGGCCAGUCUAUGGUCUUGGGCUCCAACAAUGCUGGCGACAUGGGCCGUACGUCCUCGGAGGAUCAACACCAACACCAGCACAUGCUGCAGUUCCCCCCGAGUCAACAAGUAGGAGUUGAUCCCAACCAUGACCUGAGCUAUGGCGAACAAAGCGCGCGCAAGCGAUCGAAGAUCUCAAGGGCUUGCGACGAAUGUCGGCGAAAGAAGGUUCGCUGCGAUGCCAGCUCCGAAACCGGCCUUGAAACCUGUUCCAACUGUCAGCGCCUCGGCGCCGUUUGUCAAUUCAGUCGUGUUCCGAUGAAACGCGGCCCCAGCAAAGGCUACAUCAAGGAACUUGCCGAGAGGCUUCAUACCCUUGAGAACCAGAUGCAGCCCGGAAUCGUCCAGCCUGACGUGCCGUACCAAUCGAUGAGCGAAGUGUCGCUACCAAGAGGAUACCAGGAUUUCGCAUCGCCGGUCGAAUCAAACCCUGGCAAUCGCAAGAGAACCUUCUCAGCCUUCGAGGGUCUUCCCAGCUCUUCCUUCGCCCAGCCAUCCUUCAAUGCUCGAGUAUCGCAAAAUGCAUUCGACACGAACGAGACAGCAGCGGAUCCGUACAACCCCAAUGUCGUGAACGGUGGUGCAGCAAAGCCUGGCAACCUGUUUUGGAAUCUUUCCGGCAGUGAAAAUGAUUUGCCAAGCGGUCUUGAGAUGAAUGAUUUGCCGAAGCAUGAGGGCGACGACGACAUGACUCCAAUGACCUUGGACGAGGGAGCUCUCGAUGCUUACUACCACAAGAUUCACACUCUGCUCCCGAUUCUGCCUCAUACCAAAGAGCGAACCUUGGAGCUUUUGCACCAAUGUAAUCGCGAAGCACAAGAGAUUUUCUGUUACGCCUUGUACAGUGUCACUCGGACUGAUCUUACCCGUGUUGCAUCCAACUUCGAGAAAAUCAGUAGCUUCGACAAUGCACAAGACUUGCUUUUGUUCCACACUCGCCAGCCCUUGAUGGUCUAUUCGACUCCCGUCAACCUGAUCUGGCUCCAGUCUCUUCUGCUCAUGAUCGUUGACUGCGACACUCGUGGCCCCGAUAACUUUGUGCUCAAGGAUGGUGUCCCCAAAGGAACUCUGGUCCAAUCAGCCAACAAGCUGGGAUACGACUUGGCCAAAAGUCAAGGCCAGCUUAAGAACAAACGUGCCGCAGACCAUGACGUGGACUCACACGCGAAUCUCACUAGACGCAAUUGGGUUUCCUUGGUUAUCCUGGCUCGGUGGUACGCCAUCAGUGUCGCAGAUGCCACCGUUCUGGGAGGCCACGAGAUCGGCGGCCGAGAAGACGAAAGAGUUGUCGGUCAAAUUACAACCGGAAUUGCCUCAUACUCAACAUUCCUCUCAGAGAUGGUCACACUGGCCAAUGUCGAUCACAAUGUUUGCCAGACCAAUACGGGCCUCGGACGCAUCAUCGGAGCGAACCUGGUAUCCUCGCUGGAACGUCUCGCUGAGAUGGAAGACAUUUUCCAGAUUCACGAGCUACCGGAAAACACGUCAACCCGUCCACUCUACGAGAGCCUCCAGGGUCAACUUUACUGGACGGUGCGACUUCUCAUCAAACGCCAUGUCUUCGUUUACAGCCCGUACGAGAUUAUCUUCUGCGCAUCAGAAGUCGUGAACGAGAUGUACAAGUCAGCAAUGCAGAACCGACUCCCAUCACCCUUUGAUCUUCACAGUCUAGCUCUCGCUUCGAUGACCCUCCUCGAGGCUACCGUCCUUCCAGAACACGCCAACGAAUGCUGGGCCGCCCUAGAGAAGGUCGAAAAAGUCCUCGACGCUCGUUCCAAGCGUACGUCCGAAGGCGCGGAAUUCGACAACAUCUUCUGUACUCCAGAGUGGGACUCCAAAAUCCGCAUCUUCAUCGAGUGGCGCCGCAUCAAGUCCCAGGAAAGCCAACUCCAGGAAGCCGACCUCGGCACUCUUGCCAAGUCCCAACAACCCGUCAUGGGGCCCAAUGAGCAGCGCUCUCUCCAGCAUCUUGCCGAUCUUGCUGUUGGCGCUGAAGGCUCUGUCGGUCAGAACGUGCCGUCUACGCCUCCACCGGGACUUUCACACGACCAGGGUGAAGCAUCGCCGAACCUUAACCCACAGCUGGCGCAUUCGCAAAACGGGUCUGGCCGUGUAGUUGUGGACUUCACCAUGCUCACCAAGGAGGGCUACUUGAACGUCUUCUCUGGCUUGAUCUAUCGCCGAACUCGUUGA
Messenger RNA from Penicillium olsonii, 2424 nucleotides. The record is from the annotation of a GenBank genome assembly. NCBI's taxonomy places the organism in Eukaryota, Fungi, Ascomycota, Eurotiomycetes, Eurotiales, Aspergillaceae.